AUGGAGACUCAUUCCUACAAACUCCCUCCAAAACCCCUCUCUGAAGAAGACACGGCUAAAAUAAUCAGCCUCAUUAAAUCUAAGGUCGAAAUUAAAGACCGGAGGUAUAACCACCAGACUUAUAAGAACUGCUUUAUAGGAAGAGAUGUGGUUAAUGUGCUCCUUGAAUUUGGGUACGGAGAGAACAUCCACGAAGCCUUACAAAUCUGAGAGGGGCUCAGAACCCAAGGAGUCAUCGGCCACGUCUGCGAAGACAAAGAAUUUGAAAACAGAAAACAAUUUUAUGUCUUCGAAAGCGACAGGAAGGAACUAGACCAAGCAAAGACUACUUGGCAGGAUGUGCUUAAGGAAGAAGAAGGCAAGCAUCUUUGUUCUGAAGAAGUCAAGGAUGUGCUGGAUUCUUUAAGUGAUUGGCCCAAGAGGAAUUCAGAGAUGGGAGAACUUUUGGUGGAUAAGCAUAAUAGAGAAGUUCUUGAUAAUUGCAGGCCUCUUAAUUGGACCAAUCCUAGUUCUGAUGUUAAAUAUGAUAUGGUUGCAAUUGGAGGUGGAGCUGGGGGCUUGGUCUCUUCGAUCACAGCAGCUGUCUCUGGAGCAAAAUCUGCGAUCAUUGAAAGAAAUCUGAUGGGAGGAGACUGACUAAACACAGGCUGUGUUCCUUCCAAAGCAUUCAUAAAAGCAGCCAAAGUUGCCCACACAUGCAGGAAUGCCAGCAAGUUUGGAGUUAUGUUUGAAGGAGAAAUGAAAAUUGAUUUCGCAAGAGUCAUGGAAAGAAUGAGAGAAGUCAGAGCUGAAAUUGCAGAGCAUGAUAGUGUCUAUAAAUUUGCAAAGAAAUACGGAAUAGAUAUGUAUCUUGGAGAUGCUAAAUUCUUGAACGAAGGAGAAAUUGAUGUAAAUGGACAAACUCUAAAAUUUGAGAAAUGUAGUAUUGCUACAGGAGGACAUCCUUAUGUCCCUGAUAUAGAAGGAUUGUCAGAUUUUCCUUACCUAACAAGCGAAAAUGUGUUUAAUAUUACUGAACAGCCUAAUCACCUUGUAAUUAUUGGGGCGGGUCCUAUUGGAUGCGAACUUGGACAAUCUUUUGCAAGAUUUGGCACAAGAGUCACAAUGCUAUCAAAAACAAAUAGAUUUUUGCCUAAAGAAGAUCCUGAUGCUGCUGCAUUCCUCCACCAAAGUUUAAUGGAUGAUGGGGUAAAUAUUGUUUUUAAUGCUGAGCCUACAAAGAUUCAAGUAACUAAAUCUCCAGGGAAAUUAUGGAAUCCUGAGGCAAAAUUUGAAAUGGAAAUAAAUAUCAAUGGAAUAUCAGAAACUAUUAAGGGAGACUCUAUCCUCGUAGCAGCUGGAAGAAGACCUAACGUUCAUGGUCUUGGACUUGAAGAAGCUGGAGUUGAAUAUGAUCACACUAGAGGAGUUCAUGUUGAUGAUUACUGCAUGACUACUAACAAAGAUAUCUAUGCUGUUGGAGAUGUGUGUAGUCCAUAUCAAUUUACUCAUAAUUCAGAUAUUAUGGCUAAAAAUGCUGCCAAGAAUGCACUUUUCUCAGGAAGAGAGAAGAGUUCAGAGGUCAUAAUGUCUUGGUGUACAUACACAGAUCCAGAAUUAGCCCAUAUUGGUAAAUAUCCUUCAGAGAUGGAUAAAGAAGGCAUUGAAUAUGAUACUUACAAAUACGACAUCUCAAAUAAUGACAGAGCUAUUUGUGAUGGAGUAAUUGGACUAAUUAAGAUUCAUUGUCAAAAAGACACUGAUAAAAUCUUAGGUGGUACAAUAGUAGGAGGACCUGCAGGUGACAUGGUCUCACAAAUUGCUCAAGCAAUGUACAACAAAGUAGGACUUUCAUCGAUGGGAGCUGUAGUUCAUCCAUAUCCAACAUAUGGAGAGGCAUUUAAAGCUCUUACAAGUCAAAUCAAUGGUAGAAAGCUUGCUCAAGGAGCUAAGACAGUUUUAAAAACAAUUAAAAAGGUGAAAGUUUAG
This is a messenger RNA of Moneuplotes crassus, 1968 nucleotides long. The record is from the annotation of a GenBank genome assembly. NCBI's taxonomy places the organism in Eukaryota, Ciliophora, Spirotrichea, Euplotida, Euplotidae.